Messenger RNA from Danaus plexippus (monarch butterfly), 1700 nucleotides. RefSeq names its product cyclin-dependent kinase 9 (gene Cdk9). The record is from RefSeq and is a predicted model, not a curated record. NCBI's taxonomy places the organism in Eukaryota, Metazoa, Arthropoda, Insecta, Lepidoptera, Nymphalidae. Gene Ontology annotation, biological process: protein phosphorylation. The coding region runs from base 171 to 1373 and encodes 400 amino acids. Gene Ontology annotation, molecular function: ATP binding; cyclin-dependent protein serine/threonine kinase activity. The transcript has 5 exons. Gene Ontology annotation, cellular component: nucleus.
UUAGAUUUGACGUAUCGUAGGUUUGUAUUCAAUCUCUCUCGAGAUGCCACAUUAGUUAAAAUAACUUUCUAUUCUCUUUGUUAUGAAAGAUUUAUAAGACCAGUGUCCAAGUCGACAAAAAAACAAUUUUAGAAGUAGAGUUCUACACAAUCGUCAAAAUUGCUUCCAAAAUGCAAGGCGUCAGCGCUCCGCGGGAGCCUGCGCCAGUCUUAAGCACCAGUUCCACCAUCCUCAACAUGAGGGAAAAAGAGAAGUAUAUAGAAGACUUUGACUUUCCCUUCUGCGACGAGUCGUCUAAAUACGAAAAAGUUGCCAAAAUUGGUCAAGGCACUUUUGGAGAGGUAUUCAAAGCUCGUGCGAGGAAUAGUAGCAAAAAGUUUGUAGCCAUGAAGAAAGUCUUGAUGGACAACGAAAAAGAAGGUUUCCCAAUCACUGCCCUGCGAGAAAUAAAAAUAUUACAAUUAUUAAAACACGAGAAUGUUGUAAAUUUAAUAGAAAUAUGCAGAACGAAAGCGACGUUACACAACAAAUACAGAUCAACAUUUUAUUUAGUGUUUGACUUCUGUGAACACGAUUUGGCGGGACUUUUAUCAAAUGUGAACGUGAAAUUUAGUUUAGGGGAAAUAAAGAAAGUGAUGCAACAGCUCUUGAAUGGUUUAUAUUAUAUUCACAGUAACAAAAUCCUACACAGAGAUAUGAAAGCUGCCAACGUCCUCAUAACUAAGAAUGGUAUACUAAAACUGGCCGACUUUGGUCUAGCGAGGGCCUUUAGUGUGGCGAAAUCAGGACAAGCUAACAAAUACACUAACAGAGUGGUCACAUUGUGGUACAGGCCUCCGGAACUAUUGCUCGGUGACCGUAACUAUGGCCCUCCGGUGGACAUGUGGGGGGCGGGCUGCAUCAUGGCUGAGAUGUGGACACGCUCUCCCAUCAUGCAGGGUCCGACGGAACAACAACAGCUGAUCCUGAUUUCCCAGUUGUGUGGUUCGUGUACUCCAGAUGUGUGGCCCGGAGUGGAGAGUCUCGACCUGUACACAAAGAUGGAACUGCCGAAGGGUCAAAAGAGGAAAGUUAAGGAGAGACUAAAGCCAUAUGUAAAGGAUCCAUACGGCUGUGACUUACUUGACAAGCUUUUACAGUUGGAUCCUGCAAAGAGAUUCGACGCGGACACAGCCCUGAACCAUGACUUCUUCUGGACGGACCCCAUGCCUUGCGACCUGGCCAACAUGUUAGCCCAACACACACAGUCUAUGUUCGAGUACUUAGCUCCACCGCGGAGGCCCGGACACCUGCGGCAUCAUCACCACGUGCCUGGGGCGCAGCCCAAACCAGCUCAAGCUCAGGACUCGGGCUACCAGGACAGAGUGUUCUAGGAUUAGGUCAGAUCCACUCGAUCUGCCUGUACACUAAUAUAUGAAACUGCUUGACAUUUCGAAGAUUACUGAAGUGAUGCUCAAGUACACCUUCAAAGUCUGUUGAGAAUGGUUUUGUCCUACAAAGUUUUGUCCGUCGCCCAGCGUCCUGUCGAAGGGGCUUGAACUGAUCGUAUGUCAGUUAAAGACUGAUAUCUUCACGUGAAGAAUAGAAAUUAAUGGUUAUAAACUAGUUUAUAAAAAUAUAGAACACCAUGUAUAAUAUAUACAGUAUGUUAACGGUGUUUCAUACAAUAAAAAUAUUUGAAUUAACUCAGUUUAACCCAA